CAGCCCAGGACCUAGGGGCAGACACAUCAGUUGGAGCUCAAUUGUUGAUCAGAUCACAUCCAAGGGACUUGCUGGUAAAAAAAAAACGGAAGCUGAGAUUUUUUUUUUCGAAAGACAAGGCUAGAUUAUUUUCCACAAGUUCUUUUACUUGUGCACUUCAAACCUGACCGAUUUUUUUUUCUUCUAAUUUUUUUCGCUUCUUUCCUGUUGCUGAUUUUUUUUUUAAAAUCAUUAUUACUGUGACUUUAAGAUCGUGUUCAGGAGAUGUCUUUUCCCCAGCUGGGCUACCCACAGUAUUUAAGUGCCACCCAAGCGGUGUACGGUGGCGAGCGGCCGGGAGUUCUUGCUGCCUCUGCGAGAGCAGGAAGCACUGACAUCGCUGCAAGUCCUUCAGCUACGGCCGCGGCUGUCACCUCCGUCCUGGGCAUGUAUGCGAAUCCAUACGCCGCACACAACUACAGCGCCUUUCUUCCGUAUACCAGCGCGGAUCUGGCGCUCUUCUCACAAAUGGGCUCCCAGUAUGAACUAAAAGAUAACCCUGGGGUUCACCCUGCCACUUUCGCAGCGCACACGUCGCCAGCCUUUUACCCGUAUGGACAGUUUCAGUAUGGGGAUCCUGCCAGACCCAAGAAUGCCACCAGGGAGAGCACUAGCACACUCAAGGCCUGGCUUAACGAGCACAGGAAGAACCCCUAUCCCACCAAAGGAGAAAAAAUCAUGUUGGCCAUCAUCACUAAGAUGACACUAACCCAAGUGUCCACCUGGUUCGCCAAUGCUAGGCGCAGACUCAAGAAGGAGAACAAGGUGACCUGGGGUACCAGGAGCAAAGAUGAUGUGGAUGGAAACAUAUUUGGCAGUGACAACGAAGGCGACGCUGAAAAGAACGAAGACGACGAGGAGAUUGACCUGGAGAGCAUAGAUAUUGACAAGAUUGACGAAAACGACGGCGACCAAAGCAACGAGGAUGAUGAGGAGAAACUGGAGAACAGGGGGCACGAGGAGUUGAUGGGAAGUUUAAGGGAUGUCGAGAAAAGGCGAGAGUUUACAGUGCAGCCUUCUGAAGGGUUCGAUAAACCCAAAGACAUGUCAGUGAUCAAGGAGCCCUCCGAGAGUAACAAUACCCGCGUGCUGUCUCCCGGUGUUCAGAUGCCACCUACCAACAAACCCAAGAUCUGGUCGUUAGCAGAAACAGCUACCAGCCCUGACAGCUCUCAGAAGCCCUCGUCACCCUCUGCACCGGCUAAUCACUCCUCACCACAAAUCCAGCACCCAGCAUUCCUGCCUAGUCACGGACUGUACACCUGCCAGAUCGGAAAGUUUCACAACUGGACAAACGGAGCUUUUCUGAGCCAGAACUCGCUGUUGAAUGUGAGGUCUUUUCUGGGAGUAAAUCAGCAUCACCACCAUCAUAAUCAUCACCUUCACGCACAGCAGCAGCAGCAACAACAACAACCUUCUAUAAUCGCAUCUUCUGUCGUAGCGCUGACUAGUGAAAAAUCAUCUGGAACCUGCAGUCCAAAGCACAUAGAACGGGAAGGCGUUCCAGUUACCGACUCUCCCACGCAGACCUUAAAAUCCACUUUUCAAGCAACCCACGACAGCCCCAGGAACCAACAAGAGACAACACAGCGGGUUUUAACAGCUCUGUCGACUGCCUGAUCAAGACUGCGUGUGUGAACGUGUACAAAAAAAAUAAAAUACAACAAAAAAAAAAGGAAGAAAGAAAGAAAAGAAAAGAAAAAAGAAAAAGACUGAAAAUGCAUUGCUGAAAAGGACUAAAAUAAGCUCAUCAACAUUUAGCGUCACUUCGAUGCAUAAAACUAUUAAAUCAACUUGACAAACCAUGUGGAUGGAUUUGCCCUUCCUUUGUACCUUUUAAUCACUGCUCUGCUCGUGUUGAUCAAAUCCCCCCAUCCUUUUUAAUCAUUUGGUAAUUGUCUUUCAUGUGCUUUUUUUGUGUUUUAUUUCUGUAUAUAGAGUGAUCGGAAUUUGUAAAUAGCGCGUCGACAAAAUCUUGUCCAAAUCAUAUAUUUUUGUCUAAUAAACUAAAUGAAAUUAUA
Molecule: messenger RNA, 2060 nt
Organism: Erpetoichthys calabaricus (reedfish)
Lineage: Eukaryota; Metazoa; Chordata; Cladistia; Polypteriformes; Polypteridae
Gene: irx1b
Product: iroquois homeobox 1b
Exons: 4
Coding region: 265-1659 (464 amino acids)
Biological process (GO): neuron differentiation; regulation of transcription by RNA polymerase II; cell development
Cellular component (GO): nucleus
Molecular function (GO): DNA-binding transcription factor activity, RNA polymerase II-specific; RNA polymerase II cis-regulatory region sequence-specific DNA binding
Source: RefSeq, a predicted model, not a curated record